AUGGAAGCUGUCCCUGGUCCAUGCUACACAUGCCGCAAUCGGCGCAUCCAGUGCGAUCAGACUGGCGUGCCCUGCGUCAAGUGCGAAAAGGCCGGAUUGGAAUGUCUUGACAAACGGCCCUUUCGAUGGGUCAAAGGUGUCGCCAUCCGCGGGAAGAUGCAAGGUCGAUCAUAUGAGAAUGCGGGUCCUUCAUUUACGGCAGAACAUGCGUCGGUGUCGGCGAAGGCGAGGCGCGCGUUAAUUCGUUCCUCUCAGGGUCGUCUACACAGAUCGAAUAACACUUUGGGCACUGCACCGAGUAUACCGUUCAGCUUGCAAGACCCCUCUAAAUUCAAUCUGGAUCAAGCAUCCAAAUACUACAUUGAUUAUUACGAUGAACGCAUUUGCAAGCUCUUCAUUGUAUAUGACAGCGAUAAGAAUCCUUUCAGGAGCCUUAUCCCUCUGGGCAUGAAAGAUCCUGUGCUGAUGAAAGCUCUCCUGGCGCUGGCAGCACGCCACCAUGCCAACACCGGUCAGUCAUUCUACCAACUCGACAAUCCUACGUCGCCCAGCCUGAUCAAUGCGAAUCGAGAUGCGCUUCUUUUCAAGCAUCAAGCUAUGGAAGCAUUGUCGCACUCUUUGCGCGACAAGAGACUUUCUGUUCAAGACAGUACCGUGGCUAGCAUCUUCUUAUUAAUUUUUUUGGAUCUUCUGGAGUCUGGAAGUGACGGGUGGAAUUUCCACCUGGAAGGCGCAAAGAAUCUGAUCGCUUCCACUUACAAAGAUUUCAAGGAUCAGGCAGUAAUCAAUCACGGGCCUGGGGGGACAGUGCGAGACAUUCGAGAUUUUAUUAUGAAGCAAAUUUAUCUAAUUGAAACACUUGGUGCUGCAUUCUUGCGCCCGAAAAUGCUAUCUCAAGCGCCAUCUUUUGAUCAGCACGAAUCCCAGCUUCAAGAGACCAUCGAGAAGUCGUUCCUUGGAUGUUCUGAAUACAUUCUGAUGGCUAUACAACAACUUUCCAUGGAAAGAGACAGCAUUGCAGGCUCUAGGCCACUCGACAGCGAAUCUGUCGAAAUCCACAUUCAGAGUAUCACAGCAUUACUCGAACUCAUUAGAAAUUUUGAUAGCUAUGCUUGGGCAUCGAAGGUCCAGGAAUCACGAGCCUCUUCCCCGCAGGAGAUUGCUAAUCUCUGCACAUUAUCUGAAGCCUACAAGCUCGGUGCUCUCCUCUACGGCACACGUAUCCUGGACUCUGUGACAGGUGAAUUUACAGAGCAAGACGAUAAGGUCGUCGAGCUCUCAGGCCUGGCUGACUCCUUGAAGAACGACGAGGCCAUGUUCAAGUGUGUUCUUUGGCCGAUCUUUGUUGCAGGCCUGGAGUCUCAAUGGCAGGCCCAGAGAGACUUCCUUGUUGGCUGCAUGGAGAGAUUCUGGGAAAUCACUAGGUGUUUAAAUGCCAUCAACGCGACAAACAUCUUGCAAGAGUACUGGCAGCAAAAAAGCUCACCAGGCGAUAAUCGGUCAGAAUGGAUCUUCAACAUUGGUCGCCUUGGGCGCGACUGGCUCUGGAUAUGA
Molecule: messenger RNA, 1554 nt
Organism: Penicillium maclennaniae
Lineage: Eukaryota; Fungi; Ascomycota; Eurotiomycetes; Eurotiales; Aspergillaceae
Product: Zn(II)2Cys6 transcription factor
Exons: 4
Coding region: 1-1554 (517 amino acids)
Biological process (GO): positive regulation of transcription by RNA polymerase II
Cellular component (GO): nucleus
Molecular function (GO): DNA-binding transcription factor activity, RNA polymerase II-specific; zinc ion binding; transcription cis-regulatory region binding
Source: RefSeq, a predicted model, not a curated record